AACGGCUCGAUUACAAAAAAAAAGUGAAGAAAGGCUCUGUAGUGCUGCAAAUCUACUAAUUGCACUGCAGAAAAGGCUGUAGACUAUUGUACCAAAAACUUUUCCUUUUACCAUCACCAACAGGAAAAGAAAAGUGAAGAAAUCUGAGAAUUUCCCCUUUGGAUUCCAUCACAUUCCUUGCAGCUCAGCUAAAUCACCGAAUUUUCAACAAAUUACUUUGUGGGUUUGGUUUGUUCUUCAUUUUGGUUUUGGUUUUGACUCUCAUUUCUUGGCAUCAUUAUUGUUACUAUUAUUUUAUAAGGUCCCCAACAAGGUUAGUCUGUCCUUUUCUUUGCUUUAUAAGGUGGGUUUGGGUUUGGGUUUGAGUUUGAUUUGGUUUUGGUCGUUUUUCUGGCAGAGAUCUUGUUUAACUUUUGUGGGUCUUUAGUCUUUUGUCUGCAUUUUUGAGGUUGAGUUUUUACUACUACCUUAACUUCUGGGCAAGAAGAACGCUAAUAUAUAUCGAGUUCUGUUCUUUUUCCCAUUUCAAUAUAAGAAGGUAUAGAAAGACAUAUUAUCUUUGAUUAUUUCGAUUGUAAGGAUAGUUAGGAAUAUUUGUCGUGUGACCGGAAAGAUCGCUUUUUUCCUUUUUCCCUUUCCCCUUUGUUAACCUUGAAUCUUAGGUAACUAACUGUUUUGAGUGUUCUUCUUUUUAGACUUCGUCUUUAGAUAGCGUGGAACGAUACUUCUUAGUGGUUUUGGAGCUGUGGAAUUUUUGAGCUUAAGUUUGUGAUGGUUGUAAAGUGAAAGUUGGAAAUUUGUCCUUACUUUUCCAGUACUAUUUUCAUCCUUUUUGUUUGUGGUUGCUGGAGAAAACUCAUCCGGCUAUUGUGGAGAUCUGGGACAUUUUUCAUCUAUUAUGCCCUAUGAGAACGUUCUUUCCUUCCGAGUCUUGCAAAGAGACAGAACUCAAUUCUAUUAAUCCGCAGUCAUGGCUUCAAGUUGAAAGAGGCAAGCUGUCUAAAAUUUCGUUCGAGUCAAAUUCUUCCAUAGAAUCUCUCAUUAAGGUACCCGAGCCUUCCAUUUUGCCAUAUUUUAAACCUGCUGAUUAUGUGGAAGUUUUAGCUCGACUUCAUGAAGAACUUGAGGCAUGUUCUCCACAAGAGAGGUCAAAUCUCUACUUGUUGCAGUAUCAGGUAUUUAAGGGUCUGGGGGAAGUCAAAUUAAGGCGAACCAGUCUGCACUCAGCUUGGAUAAAAGCUAGCUCUGUUUAUGAGAGGCUUGUGUUUGGGGCAUGGCUAAAGUACGAGAAACAAGGUGAAGAGCUCAUUUCUGACCUGAUGUCAUCUUGCGGAAAAUGUGCAAAGGAAUUUGGGAUGAUAGAUGUUGCCUCUGAGCUACCUGCAAGCUCUAACUUAUUUUCAUCUGGAACUAAUGUGGACAACGGGAAAGCUGUUUCAGGACAAGUUUCUUUCCGGAUUGGGAAUGAGAGAAUACUGUGUGACAGGCAGAAAAUUGCUGGCCUUUCAGCUCCAUUUCAUGCCAUGCUUAAUGGGUGUUUUACAGAAUCGUCUCUUGAGGAGAUUGAUAUGUCUGAAAACAACAUUUCCCCUUUAGGAAUGAGGGCGAUUAGCGAAUUUAGCGUAGCAGGAUGUCUAAACGAAGUACCUCCCAACCUCUUGUUGGAGAUACUGGUACUUGCCAACAACUUUUGCUGUGAAAGAUUAAAGGAUUCCUGUGAUAGAAAACUUGCUUCCCUGGUAUCUUCCAGGCAAGAUGCAGUGGAACUCAUGGAGUAUGCUCUUGAAGAAAAUUCCCCUGUUCUUGCUGCAUCAUGUUUCCAAGUCUUUCUACAUGAACUUCCUGAGUCUCUGAAUGACAGUCAGGUAGUCAAGUUGUUGUGCAAUUCAAAUAGGGAGCAAAGGUCAAUUAUGGUUGGCUCAGCGGCAUUCUCUCUCUAUUGUUUAUUAGGUGAAGUCUCCUUCAACCUUGAUCCAAGGUCAGACAGAACAGUUUGUAUCUUAGAACAGUUGGUUGACUCUGCAGAAACUACUCACCAGAAAAUGGUGGCAUAUCAUCAGUUGGGAUGUGUUAGACUCCUUAGAAAAGAAUAUAACAAAGCUGAACAACUCUUUCAGGCUGCUUUAGAAGCAGGCCAUAUUUAUUCUGUAGUUGGAUUGGCUAGAAUAAACCACAUCAAGGGUAAUAAACAAUGGGCUCAUGAGAAACUCAGUUCAGUCAUUUCCUCUCAUUCGUCACUAGGAUGGAUGUAUCAAGAGAGAUCACUAUACUGUGAAGGUGAAAGGAGAUGGGAAGACCUUGAGAAAGCAACUGAGCUUGACCCAACCCUAGUUUACCCCUACAUGUAUAGGGCAGCAUCCUUAAUGAGGAAACAAGAUGCACAAGCUGCCCUCAGUGAAAUCAAUCGCAUUCUUGGCUUCAAACUGGCAUUAGAGUGCUUGGAACUGCGAUUUUGCUUCUACCUAGCCCUUGAGGACUAUCAAUCAGCAAUAUGUGAUAUUCAAGCUAUCCUUACACUUGCACCACAUUAUAGGAUGUUUGAUGGACGGGUUGCUGCAUCCCAACUCCGGACUCUUGUGCGCGAGCACGUUGAGAAUUGGACGACAGCAGACUGCUGGCUUCAGCUAUAUGAUAAAUGGUCUUCAGUUGAUGACAUUGGAUCACUUUCUGUGAUAUACCAAAUGCUCGAAUCUGAUGCCGCAAAAGGAGUUCUAUACUUCAGACAGUCCUUGCUUCUGCUUAGGUUGAAUUGUCCUGAAGCAGCCAUGCGAAGUUUACAAUUGGCUCGCCAACAUGCAUCAAGUGACCAUGAGCGUCUAGUUUAUGAGGGAUGGAUUUUGUAUGAUACAGGGCAUUGCGCCGAAGGGCUUUGGAAAGCAGAGGAGUCUAUUAGCCUUAAGAGGUCUUUUGAAGCCUUCUUCUUAAAAGCCUAUGCAUUGGCUGACUCUUGCCUGGACCCAUCCUGUUCCUCCGUCGUUGUAGCUCUUCUUGACGAAGCCUUGAAAUGCCCCUCAGAUAGACUACGCAAAGGUCAGGCCCUGAACAAUCUUGGGAGUGUCUAUGUUGACUGUGGUAAACUAGAUGCUGCAGCUGAUUGCUACAUCAAUGCCCUCAAGAUUCGACAUACACGAGCCCACCAGGGCCUUGCUCGAGUCCAUUUUCUGAGAAACGAUAAGAAUGCAGCCUAUGAGGAGAUGACAAAAUUGAUUGAGAAGGCCAGAAACAAUGCAUCUGCAUAUGAGAAGAGGUCAGAGUACUGCGAACGUGAACUCGCAAAGGCAGAUCUAGAGAUGGUCACUCGUUUAGAUCCUCUUCGAGUUUAUCCCUACAGAUACCGAGCAGCAGUUCUGAUGGACAACCACCAGACGAAGGAAGCAAUUGCAGAGCUAUCGAGGGCAAUCGCGUUUAAGGCAGACCUUCACCUACUACACCUGCGUGCUGCCUUCCAUGAACACGUUGGCAAUGUAAUGGGAGCUCUGCGAGAUUGUCGAGCUGCGCUCUCAGUUGAUCCCAACCAUCAAGAAAUGCUUGAAUUUCAUAGCCGUGUCAACAGCCGGGAACCAUGAAAAGGAACCAUGAAAAGGAGGAGAAAGGGUAAGGGCAGAAAGACAAGGAAACCCCUCCCCACCUCUCCACCAAAAGGCCAAAACCAACCCCCAAAAAAAGAGAAGGUAAAAACUUAAAGAAGAGGGGCAACUUCAAAAUUGUACUUGUACACCAUCAGUGAGACGGUGAGUGUGACUGCCAGUGAGCCUGUCCGUGUAAUACAAUCCCCCGCCCCCUCUCAAUUCUUCCUUGUUCUUAAAUUUUGUAACAAUGUACAAGAAUUUUUGUUUCAUUCAUACUAGUAUAAGUUUAUCAAUGUAAAAAAAAAAAAAGAGGUGUCAUUUCUAUUCA
This is a messenger RNA of Coffea eugenioides, 3897 nucleotides long. Its product is annotated as ETO1-like protein 1. Lineage: Eukaryota; Viridiplantae; Streptophyta; Magnoliopsida; Gentianales; Rubiaceae. The transcript is spliced from 5 exons. Gene Ontology annotation, biological process: negative regulation of ethylene-activated signaling pathway. Bases 906 to 3566 code for a protein of 886 amino acids. The record is from RefSeq and is a predicted model, not a curated record. Gene Ontology annotation, molecular function: protein binding.